Oryza brachyantha (malo sina) is the source of this 1150-nucleotide messenger RNA. RefSeq names its product alpha-N-acetylglucosaminidase-like. Bases 661 to 1029 code for a protein of 122 amino acids. Gene Ontology annotation, molecular function: alpha,alpha-trehalase activity. Lineage: Eukaryota; Viridiplantae; Streptophyta; Magnoliopsida; Poales; Poaceae. The record is from RefSeq and is a predicted model, not a curated record. Gene Ontology annotation, biological process: trehalose metabolic process. The transcript has 3 exons.
GCACUCAUUGAGUUCAUUCUGUGUAUUACAUUUGAAUACAGGUGCAUUAGAUAUAGCAAUUUAUCGAACCAGAGGCCAUGAGCCUGAAUAAGGAACUGCAAAGAACAUAAAGAAUUCAAUAAUAUAAUCAAGAUAAAUUAUUUGAUAUGAGCACUGAGAACAAUACAAGAAAGAACUAAGAUGUAUAAAUUAGUAUAGGGCUAAUAAUUUGAUACAUUUUUCUAUUUAGUUCUAUACAAUAGAUUUCUGUCAUAAAUAAAUCACCAGAGUUAAGGUGAGAUCACAUCCUGUUGAGCCACAGUAUCAUACACACAACCAUCAAGGAGAUCCAAUACAUGCUUUGCAUGAAAGCUUAGUUCAGGUUCUCACUUCUGAAUCUAAUUUUGAGCUGAAAAAAAUUCUUUGAGCAGAUAUGUGAUGCACAUUUCCCCCCUACAACAUUCUUAAGAUCCUCUUGCAUACUUAAAAAGAAGGUAGCACCACCCUUUUCUUGCACAUCUAGAGAAAAUAAGCAGAAACUCUGCACAUUUUAGCAUCCCAUAUGCACCCUUUUCACUUACAGUACGUUCUGAUCGAAUAUGCAUCCCAGAUAAAAGUAUUGUCUAGUUCUUUUUUCUUGUUUUCUAUGUCAUUCUGUGCAGAGGUUUACUGGUGAGCAAAAUGUAUGAGACGGCAAAGGAUAUCACACUUAAUCUUGUAUAUCUUGUUGAGAAAUACGGUUUUGUCCUGAACAGGGCAAGAUCGUACUACACUGACCGAAGGAUCCAGGGUACCACUGCGGUUGAGCUCACAUCCGGUCUUCACUGGUAUCUCAAAUACUGGUGUGGCGCACACAUUUCUUGGGACAAGACUGGCGGUGCACAGCUGGCAUCGGUUCCUUUGCCUGAGCAUCUGCCACAAGUAAAAGGGACAGGAGUGAAGAUUGAGCACCCUGUUCCCUGGAAUUACCAUCAGAACGUUGUCACCUCUAGCUUGUUAUUUUGCCCUGCAGUCUUUCACGGAUGGUGUUUGUGUUCAGUAGGUGGCUGAAGCCAUCAAAAUUGGUAUUGAAAUGAGCUCAGGUAAACUUGGUUCUCAAACUUGGUAUGCAACAUAUACGAGUUGUGCACAUGGGCAUCUCUGCGGACUCUGUGCAGCUGUCAAUUUUGAA